CCGUCCUGGUGUGUUUCCUGCGUGAAGGGAAGAAGCAAUCAUGAGAUAAUAAACUGCGUGUUAAAAUCACAAAUCCGGGGCACAGACGCGUCUAAACACGCAUGCAACAUGACCAACGUGUAUUCAUUCGACGGCAUCCUCAUCUUCGGCUUGCUCUUUGUUUGCACGUGUGCUUACUUGAAGAAAGUGCCGAAGCUGAAGAACUGGCUCCUAUCGGAAAAGAAAGGCAUCUGGGGGGUGUUUUACAAAGCUGCGGUGAUCGGAACGAGACUUCACGCCGUGGUCGCAUUGUCCUGCGUGGUGAUGGGCUUCUACGUCUUGUUUAUAAAAUGACCUUCAUGCAGGAUUCAGGGGCGCAGAACGGACAACAGACUGUGUGUGACGAGACCUGUGUGUGCAAGGCUGAGUUCCGGUUCUUCUUGGUGGUUAGAAGAGCCAGGUGACGAGGGAUCACCUUCUGACAAGGAAGAAUUCACUGCAGGGGAACGAUUUAAAUACUCGCGAUGUUCUCUUUUAAUGUACUGUUUUUUUCGGGGGUGGGCAGGGGCUGAUUUUGUUAUGUAUUUUCUUGAUUUCCUGAAGUAAUGCAUACUGGAACUCAUUACAGUUCCGCAUCUUCUGUGUUCCGCUGUUGUGAGGAGGUGCUGUUCUGUUCCGGUUGCCUGCUGUAGACGUAGUGUAGACCAGAUCGUCUCUGUUUCUUUUAUGUUGGUACCUUCUUGUGCACAGCAGUGUAUUGGCAGAAGCAACGCAGGUUAUGUGCAUCUUGAUUAGCUGUCCACAUAGUAGUGCCGCUGGCUCCUGCUGUAAUAUGUGUAGCAGCCAACUGGAACUGAAGAGCAGCUACUGAACUCGGAGGAAAGCACCUUCACACAGACGAAAUAGACACAAUAUUGGAGUCAUUGCAGUAAGGGUGAUGGUAGUGAAAAAGCUAGUGGGGAAUAUUAAAAAAAUAGGAACCUGUAAUUUGAAGUUACUGCACAGCGCACCAAGAUUAUAUUGUUCUCCUGUUAUAAUUUGACAAAUCCGUACAUCAACAGUUUCAGAGUGACGGAUAUCAGAACGCCGUUUCCUGCGUAACUGUCGGGUUCUAGUGUAAGUGCAGCGGGUACGAGAGACCAGCUUACUUACCGUCUGGAAAACGUGAUGUUUAAAAGAAGUGCCCACAGGGUUUCUGUUUGCCAACUCUGUACGGUUAAAUUGAUCUUAAAUAAAAAUUAAUGUCUGCCGGUAAAUGAGAAGAGCGAGAAAGAUGCCGUUAGUUAUUCUCCCAAUUCCAGUGUGCAUUACUGCCGUUCACUGUGUGUUUGUCAUGACCCAAACUGUCUUCAUUUUGAAAACACUAAUAUGUGAAAUACCAGAGCAAGCUGGGCUCGUUCCACGCUGCUGUGCUGACAGGGUGCAGGGUGUGAACGAGGAAGAAUGUCAUUUGAAAAGUGGUGGGUUCAGCAGGGUGUCUCAGGCAGGUGCACUCUGACCUCGAGCGUGUGCUGGGACGAUGUUAUUUAUCACGUGGCUGUGUUUAGAUUUUAGGGCUUGCUGUCUCAUGUAGCCGUGUUAAUACAGAUUGAGGGUGAUGUUUUCUUUAUUAAAUCAUUGAAAGAGUGUGCUUCA
Molecule: messenger RNA, 1614 nt
Organism: Polyodon spathula (Mississippi paddlefish)
Lineage: Eukaryota; Metazoa; Chordata; Actinopteri; Acipenseriformes; Polyodontidae
Product: protein kish-B
Exons: 3
Coding region: 109-333 (74 amino acids)
Source: RefSeq, a predicted model, not a curated record